Molecule: messenger RNA, 1388 nt
Organism: Cryphonectria parasitica EP155
Lineage: Eukaryota; Fungi; Ascomycota; Sordariomycetes; Diaporthales; Cryphonectriaceae
Product: putative branched-chain amino acids aminotransferase
Exons: 2
Coding region: 1-1260 (419 amino acids)
Biological process (GO): L-leucine biosynthetic process; L-valine biosynthetic process
Cellular component (GO): mitochondrion
Molecular function (GO): branched-chain-amino-acid:2-oxoglutarate transaminase activity
Source: RefSeq, a predicted model, not a curated record
AUGGCUCCCGGCACACUGCUGGCCACCCACGAGGCCUCCGCCUCAGACGCCGACCUCACUUCCACCGCUCUGAAGCACAAGAUCGACAAGAUCAACGACGGCAGCAGCAGCAGCAAUGGCGCCCCUGCACCUGCCGAGCUGGACGCCUCCAAGCUCAUCUUCACCCGCACCACGGCCCCUCGCGCCGUCCCGGACGAGGCCACGGCCAGCGCCGGCCAGCACACCAUCUGCACCGACCACAUGAUCUCUUGCGCCUGGAACAGCACCACGGGCUGGGCGGCACCCGAGCUGAAGCCCUACGGGCCCAUCUCCCUGAUGCCCACCGCCUCUGUCCUGCACUACGCCACCGAGUGCUUCGAGGGCCUCAAGGCCUACCGCGGCUUCGACGGCAAGCUGCGGCUGUUCCGCCCGGACUGCAACGCCCGGCGCCUCCUGUCGUCCGCUGUGCGCAUCGCCCUGCCGGCGUUCCCCCCCGCCGAGGUGGAGAAGCUCCUGGCCGCCCUCGUCGCCACCGACGGGCCCAAGUGGCUGCCCCGUGACCGCGCGGGCUCCUACCUCUACCUCCGCCCCGUCCUGAUCGGCACCCAGCCCCAUCUCGGCAUAGGCACGCCCACCGAGGCCCUCCUGUACAUCACCGCGAGCUUCAUGACCCGCUUUGACGCCCGGGCCGGCGGGAUCCGGCUGCACACGAACCCCGAGGACACGAUCCGCGCCUGGGUCGGCGGGUUCGGGCACGCCAAGCUCGGCGCCAACUACGGGCCCAGCCUGGUGGCCACGCAGGAGGCGCGGAGGAGAGGGUACGACCAGGUCCUGUGGCUGUACGGGCCCGAAGGGUACUGCACCGAGGCCGGGGCGUCCAACUUCUUCGUCGUGUGGAAGAGCAAGGAGACCGGCAGGCCGCAGAUCGUUACUGCGCCGCUGGACGACAAGCUGAUUUUGGACGGCAUCACGAGGAGGAGCCUGUUGCAGCUCGCGCGGGAGAGGCUCGGCGACGAGGCCGAAGUCGUCGAGAGAAGAUACUCCAUUGACGAGGUGGUGGAGGCAGAUCGCGAGGGAAGACUGAUUGAGUCCUUUGCGGCUGGUACGGCGUUCUUCGUUGCCCCCGUGUCGUUUAUCCACCACAGAGGCAAAGAUAUUGCCAUAAGUAUGGCCGAAGGAAACGGUGGCAAGUACACGUUGAUGCUGAGGAAAUGGAUGCACGACAUUAUGUAUGGAAACGAGAAUCACUCGUGGGGAGUGACCAUCCCAGAGGAGGAAUGAGUGAAGAAAACCGAAGGAAGCAACUUGAAGACAUUCGCAUCGGGCUCAGCGUGCUGUGUCACGCCACUCGUGCUCUAUAAUACUUUAGUAGAAUUGGUCUCUAUGUCGUCAAUUCUAGAAACUCGUUG